This is a messenger RNA of Teleopsis dalmanni, 1795 nucleotides long. Its product is annotated as fatty acyl-CoA reductase wat. The record is from RefSeq and is a predicted model, not a curated record. Gene Ontology annotation, cellular component: peroxisome. Bases 1 to 1593 code for a protein of 530 amino acids. Gene Ontology annotation, molecular function: alcohol-forming very long-chain fatty acyl-CoA reductase (NADP+) activity. NCBI's taxonomy places the organism in Eukaryota, Metazoa, Arthropoda, Insecta, Diptera, Diopsidae. The transcript has 10 exons. Gene Ontology annotation, biological process: long-chain fatty-acyl-CoA metabolic process.
AUGAAUACAAAUGAACUGUUCGAGAUAAAGACUUCGAAAAAUGAAAGUCACAAUUUUAUACAAACAACAACAAAUACCAAUUUACCCAUAACCGAUUUCUAUAGGAAUGCUAAGUUGCUCAUCACUGGAGGCACCGGUUUUGUCGGAAAGGUUUUAAUACAAAAACUAUUACGCUCGUUCGAGAUAAAGAAGAUUUAUAUGCUGAUACGCUGUAAGGAUAAUAUGACCAUUGAACAGCGUUUGGAAAAUUUCUUCAAAGAAGCUAUAUUCGAUAAUAUACGUGCGGAGAAUCCAGCAUUAUUUCAAAAAGUUCAUCCAAUAAAAAUUGAUUUUACUGCUCUUGAUUUAGACAUUAAGGCUGAAGAACGAGAAAUGAUAUGCAAUGAAGUUGAGAUUGUUUUUAAUGUCGUUGCCUCAGUGAAAUUCAAUGAGAAAUUAAGCGAUGCCAUCGACAUCAACGUUUUGGGCACAAAGAAAAUUUUGGAUUUGGCUAUGGAAAUAAAAAACUUGAAGUCAUUUGUCCACAUUUCAACACUUUACUGCAAUUGCAAUCGACAGUUUAUCAAGGAGCAGGUAUACGAGACCGAAAUUGGCUAUGAAAAAAUUAUGCAGAUAUUUCGCAUAUUUGAUGAUGUGACGUUGGAAAAAUUUAGGCACUGCCUCAUUGGAGAAAUGCCAAAUACUUACACGAUGACUAAGAAGUGUGCUGAAAAUUUAGUUAAUCAUCGUGCCUUCUAUUUACCCGCCGGUAUAUUUCGACCACCAAUAGUUAUGUCAACCUACAAGGAUCCAUUCCCCGGUUGGACUGAUAAUUUAUAUGGACCAUCUGGCUUGUGCACUUGGUCGGCACGGGGUGUGGUGCGUUGCAUAUAUGGUAAGGCCAACUGCAAAGCGAAUCUGGUACCAGCGGACUAUUGUGUCAAUGCAAUGAUAGCUUGUGCUUGGGACAUCUGCCGAAGGUAUAAACUGCAGGAAAAGGAAACAGAGACCAAGAAUGAAUUACCCGUCUACAAUUACAUAUUCGAUCGCAACAAUUUAACCUGGGGUCAGUACAUGCAUUUGGCUCGCAAAGGAUACCACGAACCAUUUGACAAAGCUUCAUGGUGCUUCUCAUAUGUUAUAAUUCCAUCGAAGCCAUUGCAUUGUGCAAUUGCAUUUUUCUUGCACAAUAUCCCCGGUUAUAUAUUAGAUUUAAUUGCCAUGGUUACAGGACAAAAGCGAAUAUAUACAAAAGCUUAUCGAAAAAUAUCGAAAAUAAUCUACAUGAUGUCCUGGUUUGGCCUGAAGGAAUGGAAGUUUGCGCAUCGUAAUAUUGAUGAAUUGGAUGCAAUGUUGGUGGGUGAGGAACGCCGCCUGCUGCAAUUCAACAUGACAACCAUUAAUUGGAACGAAUACUUUCGCUCAUAUCUCAGCGGUAUACGCAAGUACUUUUUCAAGGAUAAUGAUAAUAAAUUGCAGAAGCGCAAAACUAUUUAUCGCAGAAUGCUUUUCGUACAUAAUCUACUGAAGUCAACUUUGGGUAUAACGUUCAUUAUGUGUCUUAUAAGAAUUUAUAUAAAAAUUUUUAAAAUCAUACCGAAAAUUACGCUUUAAAUGGUUGUUGCUUGGCUGCUCAAAUUGCACUACUGUAGAUGGAAGAAGGCUGAAGGAGGAGUGAAGCAAUUAUAAAUAUACAAAAUAAUACGUAAAAGAAUAAUAAAAAACUAGAUAAAUUAAAUGUUUUAAGUGAAAUUAAUGUAUUGUGUUUCUUUGUGUCUGUAUCUCAAAAUAAACGUACAUACAAAAUUCGUACCAC